Molecule: messenger RNA, 1734 nt
Organism: Larimichthys crocea (large yellow croaker)
Lineage: Eukaryota; Metazoa; Chordata; Actinopteri; Sciaenidae
Gene: oscp1a
Product: organic solute carrier partner 1a
Exons: 11
Coding region: 74-1252 (392 amino acids)
Biological process (GO): transport
Cellular component (GO): cytoplasm; plasma membrane
Source: RefSeq, a predicted model, not a curated record
AGGGCCUCAAGUGCUUCUAGUGCCUCUGCAUCAGCUUUUGCCUCGGAGUUGAUUCCUUCUUUGUCUUUGUGAGAUGUCUGUGAGAACUCUCCCCCUGGUUUUCAUUAAUCUUGGUGGAGAGAUGCUUUACAUACUGGACCAACGCCUGCAAGCUCACAACACAUCUGAGGACAAUUCAGAGAAAGGGGUGUGGUCAGAAAAUGACAGAAAAAGAGUUAUGAAUGACAUCAUUAGGACCAUGUUUAGUAAACCCUUCAUGGAUGAACUUCUCAAGCCUCAGCAGCUGUAUUCUCACAGGACAGUGAAAACAGUGCUAACUCGGUUAGCGCACGCCUCCAUCAUGAGGCUCAACCCGGCCAGCAUGGACAGGCUUUAUGAAUUGAUGAUCAUGGCAUUCAAAUAUCAAGUUUUCCUUUGUCCACGGCCAAAAGAUUUGCUGCUCAUCUCUUACAAUCACAUAGACACUAUCAGAGAAUUUGUAAAAGACACUCCUGUGAUCAUGAACCAAGUGGACGAAACACAUAGGAAGAUCAUUGAGGUGUACUCGUGUUUAUCAGAAGGUGAAUUUCAGCUUCUCAGACAAACACUACUCGUAUUUUUUCAAGACAUGCAUGUUCGCGUGUCACUUUUCCUCAAAAAUCAAGUCCAGAAUCCCAACGGACGUUUUGCCCUGUCGACAUCAGGCCCAGUGCCUCAUUGGGGAGAUGUUCCAGGGCUUAUUAGGACGUUUGACAGUCAGGGCAGAGAAGUGAGACGAAGUGAGUUCCCCACAGGAGGAAGUUACACCAGCCCCAUCAGAGAGGGAUCUUUUGACCUGCAUGGAGACAGAGUGAUAAGACUGGGCAUGAACAUGUACACUGUGAACUAUCCAGAGGAGACACACACAUCCAAGGCUCUGUCUGCCAAGGUUGCCCUGCUGCAGACAGAUAACACUCCCAACCUGCUGGCCAAAGAGGAGCUGAACCUGCUGGCUCGCCUGAUGGGCAGCAUGAAGGCUGAGAACAUGCCCAAAGCUGAACCCGGCUUUCAGAUCAACCUGUUUAUUACUGACCUGGAGGAGGGGGAGGCGGUAGUUUCAAGUAAAGCUGAGGAGUCCUUGUUUGGAGUAAUAAACAUUCAAGCGAUGCAGGAUGAACAGGUGGCGAGUGAGCUGGCUCGAAUCGCUGGGCAGUUUGCAAGACGAGAAGAGCAGCCUGAAAACUCCAGCAGCAACAAAGGAGACGAUCUGCUGGCCAUGAUGGAUGACCUCUGACCCUGCUAUGGAUCCUGCUAUUAUCAUGCUGUGAUCCUGCUGCGAUCCUGCUGCGAUCAUGCUGCGAUCGUGCUGUGAUCUGGCUGUGAUAAUGCUGUGAUCAUGCUGUGAUCCAGCUGUGAUCCUGCUGUGAUCAUGCUGUGGAUCCUGCUGUGAUCCAGCUGUGAUCCUGCUGUGAUCAUGCUGUAUGGUGUCAACUUUCUGCCUAACUCUAGUUGAUGGCAGACUACUUAUCACAACUGAAAUCACAUUAUUGUUACUGUGAACACCUAUAAAACAUGCAGUUGAUGAUUUAUUCAGUACAACAAUUGAUGUUUGACAAUGAAGUAGAUCAGUAUGAUGUAAUCUAUGCACUAUGACUGACAUUACACAAAGAUCACUAGCAUGUGGAAAAGUACCACAGGAAUGGACUGUCUACAAAAUAAUGAUAAUCUGUUUUCUAUAUAAUCAUUUUAUGUUUUUCAAUAAAGCAUUUAUUCUUA